AUGGGUUCGUGUGACAAUAUUACAAAAUUAAACAAAGUGAAGAGCAAUAUUGUAGUUUGUGAAGAGAAGAAUGAAACUCUCCAUAAUAUGGUUACAGCAAAAGUUGUUGCAGGUGUUUUCAUAUCAAAUAUCCCAGACAUAAAUGAGUUUGACAAUAUAAUUCCAUCUAUCAUUAUUAAUCCAAUAAAUGGAAAAAUCGUACACUCUUACGUAAAGAGCCCUAACUCGAAAAGUUCUACAGCAAGCGUCUCUUUCAAGACAACAGGUCUUGGUGUUAAACCAUCGCCUAUGGUUGAUUCUUAUAGUUCAAGAGGGCCGUCGAAGAGUUGUCCAUAUGUGUUGAAACCUGACAUCACUGCUCCCGGUAGUCAAAUCUUAGCGUCAUGGCCUACAAAUCUCCCUGUGACUACUUUCGAGGAUCGUGAUCUCUUCAACAAGUUCAAUAUUUUAAGUGGAACAUCUAUGGCAUGUCCUCAUGUUGCUGGUGUAGGAGCACUUUUAAAAGGAGCACAUAAUGAUUGGAGUCCCGCGGCUAUUCGGUCUGCAAUUAUGACAACCUCAUACAUUUUGGAUAAUACUAAAGAACACAUCAAAGACAUUGGAAAUAAUAAAGUUUCAACUCCAUUAGCAUUGGGUGCCGGUCAUGUUGAUCCUAAUAGAGCAAUUGAUCCUGGUCUUGUUUAUGAUGUUGGUGUACAAGAUUAUGUUAAUCUUCUUUGUGCACUUAACUACACGCAAAAAAACAUCGCUGUCAUUACAAGAUCCACUUCUAAUAAUUGUUCUAAACUUUCGUUGGAUCUCAAUUAUCCUUCUUUUAUUGCUUUUAGCAAUAGUAAAAAUUCUACUUCAAGGAUAAUACAACAGUUUUACAGAACAGUUACCAAUGUUGGUGAAGGACAAACAACUUAUGUUGCUAACUUUACACCAAUUAAAGGGUUCAACACAAGUGUUAUCCCAAAUAAGUUGGUAUUCAAUAAGAAGAACGAGAAGAUAAGCUUCAAAUUGAAGAUUGAAGGCUCAAUAGUUUCACAAAAUGAUGAAGUAGUUUUUGGGUACCUCACUUGGGAGGAUGGGAAGCAUGUGGUGAGAAGCCCUAUAGUGGUAACUACACGCAAUUUCAGUUUGUAG
Molecule: messenger RNA, 1128 nt
Organism: Lathyrus sativus (Indian pea)
Lineage: Eukaryota; Viridiplantae; Streptophyta; Magnoliopsida; Fabales; Fabaceae
Source: the annotation of a GenBank genome assembly